AUGUUGACGAAACCGUUGAAGCGGCUGAAAGAGUUGGCUGUUGAUUUGAUUGAUUUUCGCCGACGGAAAGCGCAAACAAACAACCAGCCGAGCCAAGACUCCCGACGCUCCCACGUGGGGGAAUGGCGGGCAGAGCGCGGAAUGGCAAGGUUAACCGGGGUGCGGAGGAACGGCUUUGGCGAGAGUCAAUCGCGGGAUGUGGAGAUAAAUAAAUUUAACGUACCAGCUGUUAGUAGAGACCAUGAUGAUGAUGAUGAUGAUGAUGAUGAUGAUGAUGAUGAUGAUGAUGAUGAUGAUGAUGAGAUCUGCUGUUCUUAA
This is a messenger RNA of Paracoccidioides brasiliensis Pb18, 318 nucleotides long. RefSeq lists its product as uncharacterized. The record is from RefSeq and is a predicted model, not a curated record. The transcript is spliced from 2 exons. Bases 1 to 318 code for a protein of 105 amino acids.